Asterias rubens (European starfish) is the source of this 2975-nucleotide messenger RNA. RefSeq names its product WW domain-containing adapter protein with coiled-coil-like. Gene Ontology annotation, biological process: positive regulation of TORC1 signaling; regulation of autophagy. Gene Ontology annotation, cellular component: nucleus. Lineage: Eukaryota; Metazoa; Echinodermata; Asteroidea; Forcipulatida; Asteriidae. The record is from RefSeq and is a predicted model, not a curated record. The coding region runs from base 128 to 2239 and encodes 703 amino acids. Gene Ontology annotation, molecular function: RNA polymerase II complex binding; chromatin binding. The transcript has 12 exons.
AUGUAUCAUGGCGACUUCCCCCACCUAGUGGUAUGCAAUGUGUCGUGGAGUGGUCUAAAAAUUAAAAUUUUGGAUCUCAAAACCCAAAUUUUUCGGUCUCUGGCUCACUCCACACACACUAGCAUUGAUGGUAAUGCAUGCAAGCAAACAUCCGAGACUCAGUGAUGGGUUCCACGACAGGAACGAAGCCCGUCCUUUUCAGACUGUGGACAGAUUUCCAGCCAAAAGCCACAGUGGGAACAGUGACGCAACCAAGGGGUCAAUGCCCUCCUCCAAGACCGGCGAGCGUGCCGACCGUAGCGCUGACCACCAUGAUGACCACAAGGAGAGGUUACAUAUCUCCAGCAAAGACUCGCCCAAUCAACAUCGUCAGUCCAUCAGUCCGGGGUCCAGGCAAUCCAAUGAUAGGAGUAGCCCUCGUACAUAUCGUAAUAAAGAGUCCUACCUGCACAGACAGAGGGAGAAACAAAAGUCAUUGGGCAGUUCACCAGCAGAGAACAUGGUUAAUCACCACGGUACAAAUUCCCAUGUUACAGAUCAUGAAAAACACAUCAAAGCGAUUCUGGCCAAAGCCGGUGAGUGGACUGAGCACACCAGUUCCUCGGGGAAAAAAUAUUACUACAACUGCAGGACGGAGGUUUCACAGUGGGAGAAACCCAGAGAGUGGCUUGAAAGAGAGAAACUUCAGAGAGCUCUUGGAGCUAAGGAAAGACCCGCUGCCAAAGAUUCACCAAGACCAGCUCAAAGUGGAAAUGCAACACCUUCAAAACCUGAUGCUAACAACAAGCAUUCCAAUGAGUCGGCCAGAGAAAAACCAAUGCCGUCCCCUCUACUGCUCCAACAACCACAGCAAGCCAAUAGAUUUCCGGAACGACCCUCCAGCAAGACCCAGGAGAGAUCGUCAUCCAGACCCCAAGGCCAGGAGAGGCCGGCAAUUACCAGCACCAGCACACUCACUCGGUGCCACAGCACCAGCACAAGCAGCAGCAAUAGUAGCCAGAAACGGCCUUUGCAGUCUAACCAAACACCUUAUAGGAAUGAAGGGGUGCGCACGGAACGAGACCGGAGACAUCAAGACGGUGAGCACCGGGAGCAUAGAGAACAGUCUAGUGUUAAUGAUAAAGCACGCAGUGGGGGCACUCCAAGUGUUGUGCAACCUAGUGCCGCUGUUGGCCCCGGUGGCAGUGUUAGUGGACUUUCCUUGGCCACGGACAUUUAUGGUAGACUUAAACCUCUCGUCUCCUACCCAAGGGGUGAUAAAGACCGCACAGCGUCCGCUGAGUCACCACGAGUAAGAACCACCCCAUCCCCAGGCACACCAACAGCUACCCCUUCUCCCUUGCUGUCGAAGCCGACACACAAUAACCAGCAAAACCAACAAGGUCUCCACCCACCAGCUGCUCACAAGUUAUUCCCAACCCAUUCUCCGUCAUUAGAUAGACACGGCCAUCCCCACCAUCAGAGUGACAGGCUGGAUGAGGCUUUUGAGAGAUUAUCCAACCAGUCUCCUAUCUCGGUUGCUUCUGUCUCGGAUCUCUCCUCCCCAGCCAUCUCGCAGGUGUCCCCGCGCAACCAGUUGUCCACAACCCCACUCCAGUCCCACUCGCAACCUCAGCCCUCCCCGCAAUCCAGGAGUAACUCCCAGUCGAGAAGUAACUCCCAGUCGUCUCAAUCCAAAAGUAACUCUCAGUCGCACUCCAAAGGGGACUCAAGAGCAGACACGCCGACCUGUCUCGCUCGCGAGUCCGCAUUGAAGUUGAGCCAGGAGUCCUUAGAUACCAAGCCGGAGGUGUUGGAUUCUGAAGAAUGCAAGUCAGUUGGUGAAGCUCCGCCAACGGGGGAUAGUAAACAACCCAGCCCAGUUUCGUCAAGUCCAACACCAAGCCAGACCUCGAGCCUAUCAGGGACGGGCGUGGCCAGCCUACCGACCACACCCCAGAAACCUGCAGUGGCCACGUUAACACCAUCAUUAGCAUUGUAUCACGAGGAAUCCUUAACCAAGCAUAUUUGUGGCUGGCCCUCAGAGAUCCUGGAGAGACAAGCCCAAAGACUGUUUGAAGAGUCCCACACGCUAGGUGCAGAACUCUGUGCGCAGGUUUCGGCUGAUCUCAAGUUUGCGAGGUCAUUAGUUAGGGCAUCAGAGAUCCAAGCAACACUCCAAGAGCAAAGGAUACUGUUUCUACGGCAGCAAGCAAAGGACUUAGAAAAACUACGACAUGAGAACGCUUACAUGACAUAGUAUUAACCUCAACGGCAGCUGUUGUAACUGCUUGGUAAUUGUAUAUAAUUAUAUAAACGAAAAAUGUAGGAAGGUUUACUCCACGCAACAUCACUUACACUCAUCGUAACAUGUUUAUUUCUUCCUGCCAGACUAUAGGCUUGGAAGGUGGCUAGAAGGCCCUUUAAUCUCCAAACUGUUUUCAAUAAUUACAGUCAAAUCCUUUCUAUGUGACUGUUUCAAUAGAGCUACCUUUGGUGAGAUUGGAGUACUUCGUUGAUCGCAGAUUACACAAAACUGCUACGUGGCUUAAACGAAUUGUUAUUAAGUCCAUUGCAAAAUUUAUGUCGGAUAAAAUCAGUAGGAUGACACUAAAAAAACUAUAGCGUUACUAAUUCCCCACAUUGACAAAUCUAUGUGAAUGAAGAGAGGUUGAAUUUAAACACUUGACAAUCAUUGUAGCCCAAGCAAACAGUUUGUUUCUUAUGUGCCAGCAUGUGCUAAAACUUACUAAAGGUAAAGACAAAUAAUUUGGUAAUGAAAAACUUUAAUCACUAUUUUCCGCCGAUCAAUUCUGUGAACUUGGGCUCAUUGACCUUUGUGUAUCUUUCAGUCUUUGAUCAUUCACCAAAGUUGUACAUGGUUUUAAAGGGUUCGGACCCAAUUCAAUAAAGGUGUUAAGCAGAUUGUUUAACUCAUUUGCUUGUUUAGCACAAAAAAACCUUAAUUUUGCUGUCCACCCACACAAGUGUGUAAA